Molecule: messenger RNA, 3697 nt
Organism: Polyodon spathula (Mississippi paddlefish)
Lineage: Eukaryota; Metazoa; Chordata; Actinopteri; Acipenseriformes; Polyodontidae
Gene: ikzf4
Product: IKAROS family zinc finger 4
Biological process (GO): regulation of transcription by RNA polymerase II
Molecular function (GO): RNA polymerase II cis-regulatory region sequence-specific DNA binding; DNA-binding transcription factor activity
Source: RefSeq, a predicted model, not a curated record
AUAAUGUUUUAAAUUCAGUCGCUUACAGCUGCGUGCUCCCUUGUGCAUAGAGAACCACGUUGUCAGGACCGGGUCCGAGUCACAGUAGCGGUGUAGCCGAUUAAAUGCAUUGAUGUCAGCCAGGAUUCUUUGGAAGCAGAAAAAAUCAACAGCCAUGCAAUAAGGUACUAAAUGACAGUGCUGUUUUAACGUUAUAGCGCCAACAAACUGGUUUCACAAACAGAGGGUUCACAUAAUCACACUGCGCCUGAAAGGUUACAUAUACCUGGUUUAAAUGAGUAUAUAGUCAGAUGUUUGUAGGCUUGGCUGUACUAUGCACACAGUUUACCCUGCUUUGUCAUGUUUAUUAAUAUGCUUUACAGCACCUUGCAGGUCGUUACAAUGCUUACCUCUGCUUUACAAUGCAUUCACUAUGCUUUAUUACACUUUGCUAGGCUUUACUAUGGGAAAAGCAUCGUGUUCGCUAUUUACAGCGUGCAUACAAACUGUCAUUGUUGUUCUUUGCAUUAUAAGGUAAGUAUAUAGAAAGAUACCCACACAGGGUAACUGAUGCGCCGGCCUGUGCUGCCUUUUCUAUACCAGACAGCAAAAGCAGUGAACUAUUUUGAGCGGCGUUACUUUUCCAGUUACUGGUCUACCGCGUUAAGAAAUAAGCACUGGUGCGCGGCCGUUUUGAUUAUCCAGUACGAAUAUCCCAAAAAAUAAAAUAUUUCGUGACUGUCUCAUACGCGGAUUUUCUCAAUGUGUUUGUUGUGCUGAAACUAGGAACUCCCGAAAUUAUUUUGGCAAUACCCUGGACUCCCCAUCCGUGUCCGCCACGGUGUUUUCCCAUGUUGAAUUGUGCUUGAGAAUUUAACAACGCAUGCUUUUCUAACUUUGCCCCAGAAAGAUUGAGCAAAAAUGCCACCGCCGUCCCUGAAAUCCGUCCUCAGCAAAGCCUAAUCCCUCCACAUCGAUGCUUUCCGCGAUCUCCCGGCUCGACGCGCUCGGCGUGCCCAACCCGGCCUGUAUCCCGGUGUCGGGCCGGAAGUUAUUCGGAUCCCAGGUGAGAUGCUCCCGUCGCCAGAGAAAACAAAACACAAAAAUAAAAAGCGGAAUAUAACAUCGUGGGGGGUCGACUCUCCCGACAGCAAAGCUCUGUGAAGAUGGAUGUGGAAGAAUGCAAUGGCCGCUCCUGUGUCUCAGGAAGCGGGGAUUCGUCGAUGGAGAAGGAGUUUUCGGGGGUGAUGGCGGGACCCACUGUGAGCACUCCCAACAGCCAGCAUUCCUCCCCUAGUCGAUCGCUGAGUGCGAACUCCAUCAAGGUGGAGAUGUACAGCGAUGAAGAGGCUGUCCGAAUGCUGCCCCUGGACGAGCGCAGCCAGGAGAGAGAGGAGGGCGGGGGUCCGGAGGAGGGCGUGGGCGAGCAGGGCGGGUACUGUGACCAGUCCAACCUGGAGCCCAGCUCACCCGGGGGCAUCCGUCUGCCCAACGGCAAGCUCAAAUGUGACAUCUGUGGCAUGGUCUGCAUCGGACCCAACGUACUGAUGGUGCACAAACGCAGCCACACAGGCGAGCGCCCGUUCCAGUGUAACCAGUGUGGAGCUUCGUUCACUCAGAAGGGGAACCUGCUCCGUCACAUCAAGCUGCACUCUGGAGAGAAGCCCUUCAAGUGUCCCUUCUGCAGCUACGCCUGCCGUCGCCGCGACGCACUCAGCGGACACCUGAGAACGCACUCGGUGUCGUCCCCGACAGUCGGGAAGCCCCACAAGUGCAGUUACUGCGGCCGCAGCUACAAGCAGCAGAGCACCCUGGAGGAGCACCGGGAACGCUGCCACAGCUACCUGCAGAGCCUGGACACCCAGCACCCUCCCAACACAGGACAGCAGCAGCAGCAGGGAGAGGAGAUGAGAGACCUGGAGCUGAUGCCGGAUGCUUUGAUGCACCCGUCCUCUGAACGGAUGUCCUUCGUUGACCGCCUGGCAAACAGCAUCACCAAACGGAAGAGGUCCACGCCGCAGAAAUUCGUGGGAGAGAAGCACGUGCGUCUGAACCUCUCAGAAGUCCCUUUUGAAUUUAACUCCAGUUUCGAGAAGGAGGUGGAUCUGGUUGGGUCUCAGUCCCGCCCCCCCACCCCCCUCCCCUAAGGGGAUUCCCCCUCCUCCUUUUGGGGGAGAGGAGGAGGGUAUCUGACUGGCAGAGGGGGCCUGGAAGCCCUGAGACCCCUUCGCCUUCCCCCGCCCCACUCCACCUGUUUCUCAGACCUCACCCCAGUCAUGAGCUCUGUCUACACCCAGCUGGCUCCCCUGGGGGCGCGCUUGGAGUGCACGGGGGCGGGGGGGCCCGGGGGGAGGGAGGCCUGCGAGGGACACGAAGACCACCACGGGGUAUCGCCUAGCAACGGCUACCACGAUUCCACAGACAAUGAGAGCGUCACAGAGGAGCACCAGCAACCACAGAGAGGCUCAGCCAGACACAGCCCGGGCCAGGCCAAAGAGGACCCCAACCCCAACUCCCAGCACGUGGCCCCCCUGCUGCCCCCUCCACCGCUCACCCCCACCCAGCACCCCCCCACCAAAGCCAGCAGCCCAGCCAAAGAGACGGUGAGGGUGGUGGACGGGGAAGGGCAGUCGGUGCGAGCCUUUACGUGUGAGCAUUGUCGUAUCCUGUUUCUGGACCACGUCAUGUUUACCAUCCACAUGGGCUGCCACGGCUUCAGAGACCCCUUCGAGUGCAACAUCUGUGGCUGUCACAGCCAGGACCGCUACGAGUUCUCCUCGCACAUAGCCCGGGGCGAGCACAAGGUGGGCUGAGGGAGAAGGGGGGAAGUUUGCUUCUAACCUAGGACUGCACUUACCUGUUUCUUUGUUUGCUUCUUGGAUUCUUGUUGCACUGAUUUAGGAUGUGGGGGUGUGCAGAAAAGCCUGCCGUAGCUGGUCAGGGCAGGACUGCAUUCUUAGGAUUGAAUUGGCUUUGGGGGGAUGAAAAACGGUUUGUUACGCCGACGAAAGAUAUCCGACCUCAUGGCAAGCCCCGCAGAUUUGUGAUCCUCAUACACAGUGGUCGUUUCUGAUUCGUUUUAUCCUCUAAUUGAUCGAGCAGACUUUUUAAAGAGACAGGCGUUUCCAGUAGCGUCGUCUUCAAUGUGAGGAAGGCACUGGCCUGAAACGUUUGUCUGCUUGACCGAAUCUCGCAGCGUUUUACCUCAGAAUUGGAAUUGAGAAGGUGGCUGGCUCUUCCAAUCUAAGUAACUAGGUUUUUUACAGGUGGCCACAAACAAUGGUUCAUUUGGCAGGGGAUGCUGGGAUACAUACCAAAGACAGACAUACUGUGCGGUUAUAAAAUAGCUCAAGAUACUAGAAUUACAGCAACCAAGAGCUGUAGAGCUUAACUAACCCUUUGUGUGUGUGUGUUUAUGGCCCUCUAGCAGAGAUUAUACAAAAGACCACAGACUUCUCAGGCUAGUAACCUAGCAACUACUCCACCACCGAGUCUAGCACACUUCCCAUUGAAAACCACAGUGGUCAUUUGAAUCAUGACUGUUGUCUCACCACAGGUAGAACUGGCUUUCCUACUGAAGAAUUCAGCUCAGUUAAAACAUUGCUAUCAGUCUUGGAAGGGGGUUGUAGCUAGUGUAUAUAGGUUUUGCACAUCCCUGUUUGUAAAAGAUCUGUUUGUAGGACGUGGCAGUUAAUUGUUGUCCCUUUUUUGUUUGUUU